Molecule: messenger RNA, 2317 nt
Organism: Dermacentor silvarum
Lineage: Eukaryota; Metazoa; Arthropoda; Arachnida; Ixodida; Ixodidae
Product: leucine-rich alpha-2-glycoprotein
Exons: 6
Coding region: 710-1840 (376 amino acids)
Cellular component (GO): plasma membrane
Molecular function (GO): protein binding
Source: RefSeq, a predicted model, not a curated record
ACUUGACGAGCGAACAAUGGCGGCCCCGUUUCUUUUCUGGAAUGCGCUGUCGUCUGCUCGUCCUUGUCGACUGCGUGUGUCGGCUGCAAACAUGGCAUCCGGUUAACGGGUCCCAAAUGUGCCGACGCUCAGGUUUUGUAGCUUUUUUUCCCUCUGGCUUCCGUCAUCACACUUUCGGUGCAGUUUUGUUCGCUUCUCGGGUGAGCGCGACGUGCUCGCGAGCUUACCGCACUGAACGGCGCGGGUUGCACGCCAUAGAAGCAACGCAGACAAAGAAGCGGAGCAGACGACGUCCAGCGGACAAGAAAGGCAAGCAUAAUACGGUGUCGCUUAUUACGUGCUGGGGAGACAAGCACCGAGAUACGAUCGGAGACGGCGUUGUGAACAAGCAACGAGGAUUCGCAUGAGCGCCACGAGCAGGCGACGGUGCCCCGCAGGUUUCGAAUCGGGGACGAUGAUUGAGAUGGCUUGAAGGCUUUGGACGAAACAAGGGGCCUUGGUCACACUGCUUCGGAAGAGGGGAAGCGAACGACGCCCUCGCGGUUUUUACCGCCAGCAGGAGUGCGAUAACGUUGCUAAGGGCGAGGUUAGAUAGCGUGGACGCUCGCUGCUAUCUUUCCCACCCUUUGCGCAACACAUCGGUGCAAAGCUGCCUGGAAAAGAAGCGAGGAAUUAUGGAUUCGUGCCGUGGGAAAAGAUCUUCGUAGAAAUGUUCUUCAGUCGCCAUAAACGGGGCACACGACGACGAGGUGGCGCCUCGGCACUGGUGGCGCUCGUCUCGGCCCUGGCCGUGGUGACUGCACAGUGGCUCCCCCUGGACUGUUCUAAAUUUGGGCAACCGAGUGGGCCUUGCAACUGCACGGUUUACGAUCACACGCCCAACAACCAGUCCCGUCACCAAGUGUGGAUCACGUGUGCCAACGUCUCGAGCCUCGAGGAACUGGCUCGCAUCCUAGCUCCGGUCCGACACCACCGCAUCGAUAAGUUCCAGCUGGGAGUGUCCACGCUGGGCCACCUUCCGAGCAACCUGUUCCUGGAUGUGCGCGCGAGCGAGGUACACCUGUGGGACACGCCGCUGGCCAGCUUCGUGCAGGGGGACAGCGACGACGCCCUGCUCGGACUGCAGAACUCUCUGCGAUCGCUGGCCCUGCGCCGAUGCUCACUCGACAGCACGCAGCCAUUCCACAGGAUGGGCCACCUGCGAGUAUUGGAGAUGCUGGACUUGUCCUUCAACCAGCUGACCACAGUGCGCGCCUCCUGGUUCAAGGCGCAGCUUAGCGGCAGCCUUCGCUCGCUGCUGCUCAAGGGCAAUCGCAUCGCGCGCAUCGAGAGCGGAGCUUUCGCCAUGCUCUACCGCCUCUUUCAGCUGGAUCUCUCGCAGAACAAUAUCGCCACCAUCGAGCGCUCCAUGUUGCCGGACACGCUCUUCUUUCUCGACCUCAGCGACAACCGGCUGAGCGUCCUGUCUCCACUGCUAUUCGACAAAAUGACGAGCCUACGUCGGGUCUACCUGAACGGGAACCGGCUCACCACGCUCGACAGGGCCGUUUGGUCGGCCGUGUGGAGCAACCCGAGGCUGGGCGUCGAAAUGCACGGCAACCCCGUGGUGUGCGACCGGCGGCUAUGCUGGCUGGCGCGGCUGGUGCCUCGCGAUUGUCUCAGCAGGGACUGCCAGCGCUCACCCGCCGACUACCGACACCUGGACGGGCGGUGCAACGCGCCGCCGCCCCUGGCCGGCCGCCACCUGGCGCACGUGGACUGCGACGCACUCGCCUGUGGCAAAGAGUGCGACGCAGCUCCACGCGGUGACCACGACAAUGAGCUGAGCCCGUUCUGGUGACCCCUACCCGGAUGAAGGGCGCAGACUUCCGUGGUUGGGUGUACGUUGCAUAAAACAACCACGCCACGCGUCGUCUGCUUCAAAGGCGGCGAUUCUGCACUUGUGCGCUGGCUGUGCCUGGUAUAUUAUCUUUAUUGCGAUCAGAAUCUGGGAUUGCACGCGCAGGAAGUUAGACAUGUUUAGGAAGACAGUCGUGAGCCUCUCAGAACAAGCAGUGAAGGGUCUCACGCGAAGUGGUAUCUGAAGUACACGAGCCAGCUUAAGCAGGCGUUUUCCUAAGAAAGAAACAAAAAAAAAAAAAACACUGCGUUUUAUAAGUGCCUUGUCGAGGACACCAUUAUGUUCUGAGUCUCUAGGCCCAUAAGAUAAAGGUGUCCUUUGUCAGUUUAGCUGCACGAGCAAACCGCCACAGAAUCAUAGUUUUUCCCAUUCAUGUUCUUUCACCAAUAAAACAUCUUCCGGAAGCGGGAUGCGUAA